AUGGAAAUACAGGUAGGCACCGGACCGAAGAUGCGGAUGGAACUUGGACCAGGUCCGAAAUCUCAUCUUCGUGGACAUCUGAAAGCCAAAGAACUAAAUCCCAUUGUUGAUGAUCUAUACGAAUACGUUGAUCAGAAAGACAUAAAAGAUCAAUCAAAAGAGAAAAGACACAAAGUCUCCUCUCCACGCAUAAUACCGGAUCCAGAAAGACAUUUCGAGCCACCAACCAACUAUUGGCACUCUUGGACUUGUAAAGGCUUAUCGGUUAAUGAGAUUGAUGAAAAUAAUGAAACACUACUAAUGACAGGCGAAAAUAGAAGAAAACGUCCUCAGACAGCAGGAACUACACGACCAUCCAGUGUCAAACCAGUUCGUUCCAGGGUACGAUGUAGAAGUGCACCGGUUCAACGUGACAGAAGAAAAAAUAUAGAUUUUGAUCCCGCAUUCUCCGAAUCAUUAUGGCAAUAUUAUGUUUUUCUUUUACAUAAAAUGAAUCAUCCAAAAAUAGGCUUACAAAAAUCUCAUAUUUCUGAGCCAUUAAGUCGUCGCAUUCGUAAAAGCGGAAUUUAUCAUAAUUCGUCUUUAACGCACGGUCAACAAUUGUAUUUAAUGGAGAAAUGUCACGUUUAUGAUAUGACAGAAACAAAAUUAUCUCAUAAAAAUUCGUAUCUUCAAGUUCUAUCAACACGUCUUCAAGCAGGAUUAAAUGAUCCUCGAGAUUUGACAAAAUACAAUUUGUAUGUUCGUGCAGGUCGACCAACAAUUCGGCCAUUGAAUACUGGAUACUUCACAAACGGCCAAAAAUGCCAUCAAAAUUUAACUAGAACUAGAAGCAGUGCUUUUGACUAUUUGGGCGUCAAAACAAAUGAUCGAAAAGUUGGAUCGUUAUCUGCAAAAAAGGACACUAUACCAAUGAAAAAAUCCAAACAAAUAUCGGCUGACUUCAAAACAACUGAAAAACCGAAUCUUGAACAGAUACAUGUAACAUCUAGUCGAUCGAACAAAGUUAUUCCACGAUUGCCGUCAGAUCAGCAGCAAAAAUUGACGAAACCAUCGACACAAAAUGGCUCAUCAAAUUUAACGUUACGGUUACGAUACGAAAAUGAAAAGAAUAAUAUACCAUCUUCCAAUGAUGAAAAUAAAAAACAAGUUGAUAAUGAUGAUAAACAAUCAAUAACCACUACGUCAUCACUGAAUGAUCAAGGACAACAAUUUGAUCAUUUACGAUCAAGACGAGCUACGCAUACUGCAAAGAAAAGAAGAUCACGUGAUAACGAUGAUAAAUUCCUCUAG
Molecule: messenger RNA, 1293 nt
Organism: Didymodactylos carnosus
Lineage: Eukaryota; Metazoa; Rotifera; Eurotatoria; Philodinida; Philodinidae
Source: the annotation of a GenBank genome assembly